AUCGGCAAAGAAAAGACGUGAGAGUAUACGCAAGAGCUGAAAAAACUAGCUUGCCUGGAUAUUUUGCUUAUUUCUAAUUUUAGUCUUUUUCAUAAGGAAUUGGUGUAAACAUAACCUUUAAAGAAGAUAAAGAGGAGUUGCAUAAUGCGGAGGAGUGAGGUGCUCGCAGCUGAAUCGGUAUCAUGUCUGAACAAAGCACUGUGCCGUCUGAAGGACAUUUGGGAGGAAAUUGGAAUCCCAGAGGACCAGCGACUGCAGAGGACGGAUGUUGUAAAGAUUCAUAUAAAAAGUCUGCUGGAAAGGAUGAUUGCAGAGGAGGAGAGCCUCAAGAGCCGGUUGAUGAACAGCAUAGACAUGUGUCGCAAAGAGCUGGACAUUCUGUGCAGGGAACUUCAUUUACCACCAUUUGAGGAGGAAGAAGGGAACACAAUGCUGCAGCUGGAGAAGGACAUUCGAACUCGAGUGGAGGUGAUGAUGAAGCAGAAGAGUCAGAGGAUGCAGGAGCUCAAAGCCCUUAGCCUGCAGGACCAGGAACUCUGCGACAUUCUAUGCACAGACUCUUACAGCAUCAUCCCAGACUCUGUCCCCUCCCUGAAGGAGCUGGAGGACUUCCGUCAACAUAUCCUCCACCUCACUGUAGAAAAGGAUCGGAGGCAUGGCGAGUUUGUCUGCAUUAAGAGACAGAUCAUUUUGUGCAUGGAGGAGCUGGAGCAGUUGCCAGACACUAGUUUUGAACGGGAUGUGGUGUGUGAAGAUGAGGAUGCUUUCUGUCUGUCCGAAGAGAACAUUGCAUCUCUUAAACUGCUUCUCCAUCAGCUGGAAGAUCGAAAGGCUGAGAAUAUGGCGAUUUGUAGCUCCUACCGCACAAAGAUCCAGGCGCUUUGGGAGAGGCUGCAAGUUGCCCAGGAGGAGAGGGAGGCCCUCUCUGAGCAUAUGGUCUUGUCCAAGAAAAGGAACAGAGAGGCUUUAGAAGCUGAGGUAAAGCGUCUUGAAGAACUGAAACUGCAGAACAUUUGGAACGUUACUGCAGCCAUCCGUGAGGAGAUUUCCUCCUACUGGGAUAAGUGUUUCUUCAGCGAAGACCAGCGUCAGGCUUUUGUACCAUACUACAGUGAUGAGGCCACAGAAGACAUUUUAAGCCUGCAUGAUGCAGAAAUUGUUCGCCUCAAACAGUAUUAUGAAGAUCACAAGGAGCUCUUUGAGGGCAUUCACAGAUGGGAAGAAAGCUGGACACUGUUCCAGGAACUUGAGAAAAAGACAACUGACCCUUCAAGAUUUGUUAACCGUGGAGGAAACCUCUUGAAAGAGGAAAAACGCAGGGCUGACCUCCACAAAAGCCUCCCAAAGCUGGAGAACAAGCUGAAGGCUGAGAUUGAUGUUUGGGAGCAGGAACAAGGCUGUGAGUUCUUGAUCAAGGGGCAGAAGUUUUUACAGUACGUGCAGGAGCAAUGGGAGACUUACAGGAUUGAGAAAGAAAGGGAAAAACAGGAACGGCAACUGAAGAAAAGCAGGCAAAUCGAGGAGGAUAUGCUGUAUGGCACUGCUAUUCGCACUCCAUCUAAACGCAGAAUACCGGGUGCUGCCACACCUGGGAAAAUGCGAAAGUUCAAUACCACCUCCAGCAUCUAUAGUGCCACUCCUAACAGCACAAUGCGCUCUGCCUUCGGCGGAACCAUCUGCCGCUCUCCAGUGUCCAGACUCCCUCACUCGAACGGUCUCAUGGUGCGAACACCAGGGCGUAGCAAGACUCCAAUGAGUCUGCUGAAGCACAACAAAGAAAACAUCUCCCAUCUCAAUGGGACCUCUCUGAGUGGUGCGUCGAAGAUCCCAGCCAGCCCGCAGUGCGCCUUCAGCAUUAACUCUGUUGCCAGCACCUAUUCAGAAUUUGCGACGGAAAUUGGCCACAUUGAUUCUACCACCCUGCAGAGCAAGAACUUUCAAAGGCUUCCAAAUCUAACUGCAAGCCCGGAAUCUUGAACUCAACCGUCACUCAUAUUUGAUCCUGGAAUGCAAACAUCUGGACCCCUUUGCUGUCCAUUGAGGGCCCCUUGCUUUGUACAAAUGGAAUCCGUAGUUUAACUGAUGUCCGCGUUUGUAUGUAUUAAUGAAGGUAGUGAUGUAUCGUCUAGAAUUGGAUGCACACGCAAAUGAUGUCUAUAUAAAAAGUUGUAAUAUAUUUUAUUGUAGUUAACACUUUUUAAAUUCUUGUUGGGCAGAUCAAGCAUGUCUUUGUUUUAAAUUGGAAUGAGUUUUUCUCUCUUGAUUUAACAGUACCGAGAAUCUUCGAAAAGUCUUAUGUAACGUUUUUUUUUUUUUUUUUUCCAACCGACUGAUUUUUGCACCUGAAGCUUCAUAUGGUUUGAAUUCAGAGACAAUUGAAUUUAUGAAAGUACCUAACCCAUGCUAUGUUAAACGAAUCUGUAUUUCUGCUUUCGGGUAUUUCAAUCAUCUGCCGUUUGCACAUUUUGUCACUACCUAAAUGCCACACUGCUUUCUUCUAUUUAAUCCUGACACUACGCCCUCCAUGGAAUAGUAUUGGAUUGUUGUGCCCAUUUUAUUAUGGAUAGAAAAGGUCUAUGUUUUAAUCAACAACAAUAUUUGCCUGCUUCAUAAAGGCAAAAAUCAAUUCACGUUCGUCAUGUAUUCCAACCAUCUUUCCCAUCUGUAAAUAAAUUUCAUUUAUUUCUAAAGUAACACUUGUCGUUUUUAAAUAUUGCCUGCCCUGAAUGUAUACCUGUUGUAAAUUAAUUGCAUAAUUAAAUUCGUUGUUUCCGACAAUACAUUACUGGCGCUGUAUCCUUUUCACAAAGUUACGAUUUCAUUAAAAAUUCUACAUUUACAACAAA
Molecule: messenger RNA, 2846 nt
Organism: Conger conger (European conger)
Lineage: Eukaryota; Metazoa; Chordata; Actinopteri; Anguilliformes; Congridae
Gene: prc1b
Product: protein regulator of cytokinesis 1b
Exons: 15
Coding region: 145-1977 (610 amino acids)
Biological process (GO): mitotic spindle midzone assembly; microtubule cytoskeleton organization
Cellular component (GO): mitotic spindle midzone; cytoplasm; spindle
Molecular function (GO): microtubule binding
Source: RefSeq, a predicted model, not a curated record